AUGUGCAAUAAAUAUUACGUAUUAAGCUGCUGGUGUAAAUACGUUUUUUGUUUAUGCAGAUAUUUAGCGUAUAACAUGUAUAAUUGUGAAUCAUUAUUUGACAAGUUGUUACAAAAUGGUAGUAACGGUAAUAGUACACAGAAUUUUGUCGAACAAACUUACUUGAAUGAAGAUUUAGUUAAACAUGAACCUCUAGAUAAUGUAGAGCAUAGUAAAUACCAUACGUUUGCGCAAGGUAGCGACAUUAAAUCUGAAAAUGGUUAUAAAUACAAUAAUCUCACACAAAACAGAGCAAUGAACUAUGGAGACCAUACCCAUGAUUCAUAUUCUCAAGAUAGUAACUACUCGUCAAAUGACAGUUUGGGCAAUACAGACUUUACACACAAUGAAAAGCUGAGGCCAUCUGAAGGAGCUUUAGAUACAAAUGCCCUGUCCCAAGGUAUAUACGAUACACAAGGUACUUGUAAGGAUGAGGAAGACGACGAUACAACAUAUAUGGGCUUUAAUUCCAAAGACGAAAGUGCAAUGUAUGGCAUGAAUCCAAUAGGCUACCAUACUCACUUGGAUCAAAAUGCGCUCAACGAUUUUUCACAGGCGUACGGCAGAAAGGAUAUGGAAAGUGACACGUACCUUCCAAUUGCCAACAUUGGUAGACUUAUGAAGAGCGUAUUGCCUCCAAAUGCUAAAAUUGCUAAACAAGCAAAGGAUAUGAUCCGAGAAUGUGUUACAGAGUUCAUACUCUUUAUAUCUAGCGAGGCGUCUGAACUCUGUUCUUUGGAACGUAGAAAGACGUUGACCGGUGAAGAUAUUCUGCUUGCGAUGAACCGUUUAGGAUUCGAACAUUAUGACAAACCGCUAAAGCUCUAUCACUCAAAAUGGCGCGAAAUGAAGGACCAAGGUGUUAGUGUUGCACAAUGUACCAGUUUUAGGUAUUGA
Messenger RNA from Theileria equi strain WA, 936 nucleotides. RefSeq lists its product as hypothetical. Gene Ontology annotation, molecular function: protein heterodimerization activity; DNA-binding transcription activator activity, RNA polymerase II-specific; RNA polymerase II cis-regulatory region sequence-specific DNA binding. The record is from RefSeq and is a predicted model, not a curated record. Gene Ontology annotation, biological process: regulation of transcription by RNA polymerase II. Gene Ontology annotation, cellular component: CCAAT-binding factor complex. The transcript is spliced from 4 exons. The coding region runs from base 1 to 936 and encodes 311 amino acids. Lineage: Eukaryota; Apicomplexa; Aconoidasida; Piroplasmida; Theileriidae.